CCAAUUUUCUCUGCCUCCCUUCUUCCUUACCCUGUUCUUAUUCUAGGGUUUUCUCAAUAUCCGUGUCAAAGCUUCGAUCUUUAGAAUCCAUGGCGGAGUUGCUGAGCAAAAGCUGCAUCUUUCCCCAGAUCGAAAACCAGUCUUCAUCUUCGUCCAUUUCUCAGAAUCGAAAAAAACCAUUCUUUUCUACUUUCUCCACCUUUUCGAUUCAGCCUGCAAGCAAGUUUCUUGGGAAGAAAUUGCUUACCGAGAACCGAAAGGGGAAACUUUUGAAUCGAAAUCUCCAUGCUGUUCCUGUGCAGAUGACAGCUCUGAUUAGUAAAGCUAUGAGGUGGUGGGAGAAGGGGAUUCAGCCGAACAUGAAGGAGAUUGAUUCAGCUCAGGACCUUGUGGAUUCCUUGUCGAAAGCUGGUGACAGGCUUGUUGUUGUGGACUUCUUCUCUCCCGGCUGUGCUGGUUGCAGAGCCCUGCAUCCAAAGAUAUGUCAAUUUGCCGAAAGGAACCCAGAUGUUCUCUUUCUACAAGUGAAUUAUGAGAUGCAUAAAUCCAUGUGCUAUAGUUUGAACGUUCAUGUUCUUCCCUUUUUUAGGUUUUACAGGGGAGCGAAUGGUCGUCUUUGUAGCUUCAGCUGUACUAAUGCCACUAUAAAGAAAUUUAAGGACGCAUUAGCUAAGCAUAACACUGAAAGGUGCAGCCUUGGACCAACAAAAGGGUUGGAAGAAUCUGAACUGUUAGCUUUAGCUGCAAAUAAGGAUCUGUGCUUCAGCUAUACCAAGGAGGAGGAACCUGUGUUUUCUGCUGCUGAAGUUAAGGAUCCGGUUUCCUCCAUUAAAGAGCUCCCUCUUCCUCUGGUUUCAUUAUCCAGGCAAGAGUCUGAAGGCCAAGCUCUGGCUGCUUGUGGGAGAUGAGAUUCAAGUAAAUGAUGAUGGACUUUUAUGUAGAACGUUUCAUCUGUAUUUCUGUACAGUUU
This is a messenger RNA of Phalaenopsis equestris, 970 nucleotides long. Its product is annotated as thioredoxin-like 1-2, chloroplastic. Bases 90 to 908 code for a protein of 272 amino acids. Gene Ontology annotation, biological process: cell redox homeostasis. Lineage: Eukaryota; Viridiplantae; Streptophyta; Magnoliopsida; Asparagales; Orchidaceae. The transcript has 4 exons. The record is from RefSeq and is a predicted model, not a curated record.